Molecule: messenger RNA, 1563 nt
Organism: Aspergillus melleus
Lineage: Eukaryota; Fungi; Ascomycota; Eurotiomycetes; Eurotiales; Aspergillaceae
Exons: 3
Coding region: 1-1563 (520 amino acids)
Biological process (GO): transmembrane transport
Cellular component (GO): membrane
Molecular function (GO): transmembrane transporter activity
Source: RefSeq, a predicted model, not a curated record
AUGGAUCCAAAUGACAAGAGGGAAGCGACUGUAGCCAGUCCAACCGAAGCGGACAGGCAGUAUACAGCAGAUGCAGCCACUCUAGAGCAGCUUGGGCGAGAGCGACCGGCAAUUUUCACGAAUCAAUGGGUAGAAUUAGGGUUUUGCUUCUCGCUGUUGGCUUCAAUGAUGCUAGCAGAAUAUUUUAUCAGCGGAUUCAACUCCAUCCUGCCCGUCCUGGCAACGGAGUUGAACAUUCCUACAGAAUCAAAGACAUGGCCGGCGAGCGUGUUCUCUUUGGUCACCGGGGCCUUUCUCCUACCGUUCGCUCGCCUAGCCGACAUGUUUGGCGCCCACCUGGUCUUCAAUUUCGGAAUUCUAUGGUUCAUGAUCUGGUCUCUUGUUGCUGGGUGGAGCCAAAACUACAUGAUGUUGAUCUUCUGUCGUGCCCUGCAAGGACUAGGGCCUGCUGCCUACUUGCCCGCCGGUAUUAUGCUGUUGGGAACCAUCUACCGUCCCGGUCCGCGGAAGAAUAUGGUCUUCAGUCUGUAUGGCGCAUUCUCGCCGAUCGGAUUCUACUCAGGUAUCUGUGUCAGUGGCGUGAGUGGACACUACCUCACCUGGAGAUGGUACUUCUGGAUAGGAGCCAUUAUGCUGUUGACCAUCUUCGUGGUAUCGACGCUCUCUUUGCCGCCCAUCAAGCUGUCAGAGCAUAGCACCAUGGACUGGUGGGGAUGUCUCACGAUCGUACCUGGCAUUCUUUUAGUAGUGUACUCCGUGACCGAUAGUUCACAUGCGCCCAACGGUUGGAAGAGCCCCUAUAUCAUCGUCACCUUCAUCCUUGGCAUCGCUCUGCUCGGUGGCGCAUUUUAUGUGGAAGGUUGGGUAGCUCCAGUGCCCCUCUUGCCGUUUGACUUGUUCAAAGUCAAGUCGAUGACUCCGCUUUUCGUAUCAUUGCUCUUUACAUAUGGCAUAUUCGGGAUCUACCUAUUCUACGCUAGCUUCUACAUCGAAACUAUUCUGGGAGAGAACUCGUUGACUACUGCCGUUUGGUUUGCUCCAAUGGCCGCUGGUGGUCUCAUUCUGGCCACCACGAGCGGCUUCACGUUGCAUCUCUUGCCAGGCAAGCUCCUAAUGAUAAUCGGGACUGCCGGAAAUUUAGUAUGCGUGCUGCUGUUCGCAAUAAUUCCGGAUAACCCCAGCUAUUGGGCAUAUAUCUUCCCUGCUAUGAUCGGCGCUACCGUCGGGGUCGACAUCACCUAUAGCGUCAGCAACGUCUUCAUCACCACAAACUUGCCCAAGCACCGACAGGGGGUUGCGGGGGCCGUAAUAAAUACUAUUGUCUUCGUGGGAAUCAGUUUUUUCUUGGGAGUGACCGAUCUUGCGGUCGCUCAGACCGAGUAUCUUGGUCUGAAGGGAAGUUACAAGGUUGCAUUUUGGUUCGGAGUUGCCUGUGCUGGUGUCGCUUUCAUCUUUCUCAUGUUCGUCAAGGUUGGGAAGGCCGGGAGUGAUUUAACUGUGGAAGAAAGAGAACAACUGCAAGAGUCUACCGCAGACUUGGAGAGAGGCAUGUUGCGUGACUAG